CACCCCGCGCGCCCAUAUCUCCCUCUCCCUCUCCCCUCUUCCUUCUUCCUCCCCUCCCCGCUCCGCCACCCCCUGCCGCAUGGCGCUCGCGCGAACCGUCCCGCUCCCGCAGCUCGCCUCGGCCUCGCCCCUAGCCCGGCACCGCCGCUGCCGCCUCCUCCUCCCCGCAAUGCCGAAGGAGCGCGGGCUCCCCGCGCGAGGGAUCGCCUGCCGCGCCGCGACGACGGCGACGACGACGCCGGCCGCGGUGGCGGCGGUGGGUGUCGGGGAGGACCUGCCCGAGGGGUACGAGCAGAUGAUGCCGACCGUGGAUGCCUCCCAGCGGCGGCGCGCAGGGGUUCUGCUGCACCCGACGUCGCUCCGCGGCCCGCACGGCAUCGGCGACCUCGGCGACCAGGCGCUCGCGUUCCUCGACUGGCUCCACGGCGCCGGGUGCACGCUCUGGCAGGUUCUUCCACUUGUCCCCCCCGGAAGAAAAUCCGGGGAGGAUGGUUCUCCUUAUUCAGGACAGGAUGCAAACUGUGGUAGUACACUAUUGAUUUCUCUUGAAGAGCUUGUUAAAGAUGGACUGUUGAUGGAAAACGAACUUCCUGAUCCUUUAGAUAUGGAAUAUGUUGAAUUUGACACUGUUGCUAAUCUGAAAGAACCACUUAUUGCCAAGGCAGCAGAGAGGCUCCUACAGAGCCCUGGAGAGCUCCGAAGGCAGUAUGACGAAUUCAAGAAAAAUCCAGAUGUUUCAGGUUGGCUUGAAGAUGCUGCACUUUUCGCUGCUAUCGACAAUAGCAUCAAUGCAGUGUCCUGGUCUGAGUGGCCUGAACCGCUGAAAGAUCGCCAUCCUGGAGCCUUGAAAGAUAUGUAUGAAAACCAGAAGGACUUUAUAGAAAAUUUUAUGGCACAACAGUUCUUAUUUGAAAAGCAAUGGAAACGGGUUCGUUCACACGCACAGAAGCUGGGCAUCAGCAUAAUGGGUGAUAUGCCUAUAUAUGUUGGCUACCACAGUGCAGAUGUUUGGGCAAACAGGAAAUCAUUUUUGCUGGACAAGAAUGGUUUCCCCACAUUUGUUAGUGGUGUUCCACCUGAUGCAUUCAGUGAAACUGGUCAGUUAUGGAACAGCCCAUUGUAUGACUGGAAAUCUAUGGAAGCAGAUGGCUUUGCAUGGUGGGUAAAGAGGAUUAAACGUGCCCUUGAUUUGUAUGAUGAGUUCCGUAUUGACCAUUUCCGGGGGCUUGCUGGUUUCUGGGCAGUUCCUUCGGGAUCAGAAGUAGCGAUGUUUGGAAGCUGGAGGGCUGGACCAAGGAAUGCCUUUUUUGAUGCGCUCUUCAAAGCUGUUGGUAAAAUAAAUAUAAUCGCAGAAGACCUGGGGGUGAUAACUGAAGAUGUCGUUGAGUUAAGGAAGUCUAUUGGGGCUCCGGGGAUGGCAGUUCUUCAGUUCGCUUUUGGUGGUGGUCCUGGCAACCCCCACUUACCUCAUAACCAUGAAUUGAAUCAAGUUGUAUACACAGGGACACAUGAUAACGAUACAGCUGUUGGCUGGUGGCAAAGUUUACCAGAGGAAGAGAAGCACACUGUGUUCAAGUAUCUACCGCAGGUCAGCAACUCGGAUGUCUCUUGGGCGUUAAUUGCUACUGCCCUCUCUUCCGUUGCGAGGACUUCCAUGGUAACCAUGCAGGACAUACUCAGCCUUGGCAGCUCUGCUAGGAUGAACACUCCAGCUACACAGAAAGGAAAUUGGAGAUGGAGGAUACCAAGUUGUGUCAGCUUCGACAGCCUUAGCCUCGAAGAAGCCAAGCUGAAGGAGUUGCUUGGGCUGUACAACCGGCUGUGAAGUACCCCGUUCUCCAGCACUCUUGUGCUCUCUGUCGCUUGAGGCUUGGAACUGCCAGACGGUACUGCCAUAAACUAGCAGCCAAACAUGAAGGAUCUGGCUGCUAUUGUUCAUUGGGAUGUUGGCACCUGUUCCCGAAUAAUAGGCUUCUGUUGGUCAGUUGCAAAUUAGCAUGCUUGAACUGAAGCGUCUUGCAUGUUUACAACUUGUUAGUAUGGUAUAGUCAUAUAUUUGUUCAAAAAUGGUAUAGUGCUAUAUGUUCCCAUUUUGGGUAUGUACUUAUGAUAUAACUCACGAGUCUUUCAAACUCUUAAUAAGUGGGAUAUGUGUAUCAACUUCUCUUUA
Messenger RNA from Hordeum vulgare subsp. vulgare (domesticated barley), 2170 nucleotides. RefSeq names its product 4-alpha-glucanotransferase DPE1, chloroplastic/amyloplastic. Gene Ontology annotation, biological process: carbohydrate metabolic process. The record is from RefSeq and is a predicted model, not a curated record. The transcript has 16 exons. The coding region runs from base 80 to 1825 and encodes 581 amino acids. Lineage: Eukaryota; Viridiplantae; Streptophyta; Magnoliopsida; Poales; Poaceae. Gene Ontology annotation, molecular function: 4-alpha-glucanotransferase activity.